GUAUAACCUCUCUCCGUGCCUCUCUCUGCUGCCGCAGUGAAGGAAACCCCUCUCUCCUCUCUUGUCUACGUCGCUCUCCCGCCUGUCCUAUUAUGGUAUGGGGAUACCCGCCGUCACCACCGGAUGCUACCCAUAUUUGGGCAGGUACGAAGCGCUCGGCGGGGGGAAUCCCUCGCGCCGGUGCCAGCCAAUUGGAGCAGCAGAGGAGUUACCUAGGAGACGGAGAGUAUAAAACGGGCAGCGGGCGAAGGGAGCCCGGCGUCUUCAGCAUCACCGAGCGGACGAACAGUGUCUCUCAGUCCGCGCUGACGGAUUAUCACCUGGACCUCUACCCGCUCAGAACCAGCUUUGCUCCGGCUCAGCAGCAGCUCACACGCAUUAGCCGUAAUCAGUUCACGCAGCGAUGCUUCUGGAGCGCGAGGACAGCUUCAUGUCGGAGUUCGAGGACGCGUGCAGCGCCUGGGUGGACAGCGUGGGCUCGAGCCCCAGCGACGGCGCGGACUCUGACGUGGGCUCCCCUUUCUGCCAAGUUUUCUCUCCGGGAACCGACGCCUCUGACUCAGAUUUCUUCUCGGACUUCAGCGACUGCUCUUCGGAUACGCUGUCUCCGUCCCUCGGCGACACCGGCGGCUUCUUCGCGGAGCCGGAGCCCACGGCCGCAGCGGCGGGUCUGAGCAGCACCGCAGACGCGAUCCUCAACAUGAUCACCGAGAUCGUCGGCAUCUGCACGGAGAUGGAGCACCAGGGCGACGCCGUGCGCGCGCCCCCCGCGGCGCCGGCCUCGCCUUCGCCCCCGCUGGUCUCUCCGUGCACGAGCACGGCUCCGGCGCCCCCCGCCCCCGCCCCCGCCGCUCAGCCGCUGGUGGUGGUUAAGAGCGAGGUCGGGACCUCCAGCUGCGGCAGCGGGUGCGCACAGCCCUCCAUGACCGGGGUCGACGCGCUGUUCCCGCUCGGAGCCGACUGCCUGCUGCCGCUCUCGGCUCUGGAGCAACAGGUGGACGCGGCGGAUCUCAUCGACGCUCUGCUGAGCUCCGAGUCCGGCCCGGGCGAGCAGAGGCCGGGCUGCGAGGUGAAGCAGGAGCCGCUGGGGCUGGAGGAGUGGCUGAAGAGCCUGGCGGCCGCUCCCGUUGCCGGGGGAGAUCCCGGCAGCUACGUCAUCAGCAGGCCGUUCGUCAAGACGGAGCUCGUGCAGAACGGGAACGACCUCCACUUCCCCCCCGCCCCCCUCCCCUCCACGCUGGACGCUCAGCUGCUCUCCUCCCUCCUGCAGGGCGCGUUCCCGAUAGUCAACAUCAGCGGCGUGCACGCGACAGGAGCCCCCAAAGUGCCACGCGGGGGCAGAAGAGCUCCCGCCAAGAACGGCCUGAAGGUGAAGCCGUUUCCCUGCUCCGUGCAGGGCUGCGAGCGCCGCUUCUCGCGCUCGGAUGAACUGAACAGGCACGUGCGCAUCCACACCGGCCAGAAGCCCUUCCAGUGCGCCAUCUGCGCGCGCAGCUUCAGCCGCAGCGACCACCUGACCACGCACACGCGCACGCACACCGGAGAGAAGCCCUUCUCCUGCGACGUGUGCGGCAAGAGGUUCGCGCGCAGCGACGAGCGGAAGCGGCACGGGCGCGUCCACGUCAAGCAGCAGCUGCGCGCGCAGAUGAUGGCCGCCUACUCGCUCGCCCUGAACGCGCCUGGCGUGUGAACGAGCUGCCACACAUUUACCUGCGAGGCUGCUAAAGCUUCGGGAUUUGAACCGACAAACCGUAACGCCGUCAGAGCGACGUUUCAGUGUGACGUCACAGCGUGAAGGUUUUGGGUGAGGAGGUGUUUGCGUCCGAGCUGCGCAUCCGCUGAAGGCGCAUGUUGUCACCGCUGCAGGAGGUCGAGGACUCAGAGGAGGUGGUUCUGGUAUUCUUCCCGACGGCGUCCGGUUCUGACCCGGACCAGCUGGUUUACCUCCUGCUCAUCUUCAUCAUCAUCAUCAUGGUGCUCUGAACUUUCAAACGUCCGUUUAUUGGAAAGCUUCUGGCCUGAUGUGACUCUGAACGUGUACAAAGACUUUGAAGGAGCAACGUCUCACUGUAAAAUAUACAUUUUCUACUUCUCUGCAUGAGGAUGUGAACAGUGAAGAACGUGGAUGUCGUGCUUCUGGUCUGUUGUGACUCAGAUAUUUUUAUGUCAAUGCUUCUCUAUGACAUGACUGAGGAGUUCUAUGUUUGUAUCAUAGCUCUAUUUUUCUAGAUGGUUUGUUUACCUCUUUACACUGUCACUGUUUUACAAUCAGAGUGUAUAUAUUUAUAGAGAAGACGCCACAUUUCUAUGGUGGAUCAAUGUGCAAUGAUGUCACUUUUCUAUGGACUGAUUGUAGCUGCUGUGAGGACUGUGCGGUUCCACUGUCUGCAGCUUGGUGGGAGCUGUGCAGGUUUCCUGUUCCCUCGUUCUACAUGGAGGCUGCUGCUGCUGCUGUCGCUGUCAAUAAACAAACAAACAAACCAUCAGCAAA
Messenger RNA from Betta splendens (Siamese fighting fish), 2491 nucleotides. RefSeq names its product early growth response protein 4-like. The record is from RefSeq and is a predicted model, not a curated record. The coding region runs from base 404 to 1690 and encodes 428 amino acids. Gene Ontology annotation, molecular function: DNA-binding transcription factor activity, RNA polymerase II-specific; RNA polymerase II cis-regulatory region sequence-specific DNA binding. The transcript has 2 exons. NCBI's taxonomy places the organism in Eukaryota, Metazoa, Chordata, Actinopteri, Anabantiformes, Osphronemidae. Gene Ontology annotation, biological process: regulation of transcription by RNA polymerase II.